Dovyalis caffra is the source of this 1365-nucleotide messenger RNA. The record is from the annotation of a GenBank genome assembly. Lineage: Eukaryota; Viridiplantae; Streptophyta; Magnoliopsida; Malpighiales; Salicaceae.
AUGGGAGGGCUUCUUGCUUCCGUUAUCAUCGUUCUCGUAAGUGUAGUGUGUUAUAUCAUUAAGAAGAGAGACAAGAAAGAACCUCAUACAGGGAUUAAGCUCCCGCCAGGUUCAAUGGGUUGGCCUUACAUUGGAGAGACUCUUCAACUCUACUCUCAGGACCCAAAUGUCUUCUUCGAGUCCAAACAAAAAAGGUAUGGAGAAAUAUUCAAGACCCAUAUUCUUGGUUGCCCCUGUAUUAUGCUGGCUAGCCCUGAGGCAUCUCGGUUUGUGCUUGUGACUCAAGCUCAUUUGUUCAAGCCAACGUACCCAAAAAGAGAUUACCAUAUUCGUCUAAGGAAGUUGGUUCAGGGCUCCUUGUCUCUGGAUGCAAUUCGAAAUUUGGUUGCUGAUAUUUCAGCCACAGGAGCCUCUACCCUAGACUCAUGGGAUGGAGGACAUGUCGUUAACACCUUUCAAGAAAUGAAAAAGUUCUCUUUUGAAGUAGGAAUACUGGCAAUUUUUGGCAAUUUGGAAGCCCAUUAUAGAGAAGAAUUGAAAAGGAACUACAGAAUUGUGGAUAAAGGCUAUAAUUCCUUUCCAACUAGCCUCCCAGGAACUCCUUACCGGAAGGCUGUGCUGGCAAGAAAGAGGUUAAGCAAGAUUCUUGGUGAUAUUAUUUGUGAAAGAAAAGAGAAGAGAUUGCUUGAAACGGAUCUCUUGGGUUGUCUAUUGAACUCAAAAGAUGAGAAAGGAGAAGUCCUAGACGAUGAUCAAAUCGCGGAUAACAUUAUCGGAGUGCUUUUUGCUGCUCAAGACACCACAGCUAGUGCCAUGACAUGGAUUGUCAAGUAUCUCCACGACAACCUGAAAGUUCUAGAGGCUGUAAAGGCCGAACAGAAUACAAUUCGCAAAUUGAAUGAUGAUGGUAAUCAACCAUUGAGUUGGAGUCAAACUAGAAACAUGCCAUUUACUCACAAGGUUGUGUUGGAGAGCUUGAGAAUUGCAAGCAUUAUAUCUUUUACCUUUAGAGAAGCUGUGGCUGAUGUGGAAUACAAGGGGUACCUGAUUCCAAAAGGUUGGAAGGUGAUGCCUUUGUUCAGAAACAUUCAUCACCAUCCAGAAUAUUUUAGUGAUCCUCAUAAAUUUGAUCCUUCAAGAUUUGAGGUUGCACCAAAACCCAAUACCUUUAUGCCAUUUGGUAGUGGACAACAUGCUUGUCCAGGAAAUGAACUUGCCAAGAUGGAGAUGCUUAUUAUGAUCCAUCAUUUGUCUACCAAGUUCAGGUGGGAAGUGGGGGGAUCUCAAAGUGGGAUUCAGUAUGGCCCAUUCCCCGUGCCAUUGCAUGGACUUCCAGCCAGAUUUUGGGAAGAAUCUACCAGCUAG